UCAAUAUACGCGAGUUAGGUUAUGUUAUGUGAGUUCUUUGUGUACGUACGUGAUCUUGCACACUUUCAUUGUAUUUCGUCAAGAGGUCUUGAAGAUUUUCUUUUCUCUUUUUCCCCCUCAGUAUUCGAGUCUCAGAACCCCGGUAAAGACAUGGCCGUAACAACCAAGAAUUUAACAACCGAAAUGGGGGGAAUGGGAGUAUGGGUUCACGCACCAGAAGACGGGGCGCGAAGCUGUGUAUCUCAUACACUCUCACAUACUGCACAUUGAUGCUCUCUCUCCUAGCCAACACAUCUCUCGCUACCACCUGCUCCGAAAUUUCAUUGUCUUUCAUAGGAACACCACGAGUCCGUCUCAAUCAACCACUGUCCCACUGCUCAUCUUCCAACAUUCUGCCGGCAGUUGUUGUCCACCAUGAUACCAAGAGCCGUCAACGGCAGAAAAUUGGGGUAUGCGUAUGUACUGUACAUACAUUGAAUAUAUAUAAAUCUUCACCAAAAUUCGUCGUGGUGGA
This is a messenger RNA of Blastomyces dermatitidis ER-3, 514 nucleotides long. RefSeq lists its product as uncharacterized. The record is from RefSeq and is a predicted model, not a curated record. Bases 22 to 270 code for a protein of 82 amino acids. NCBI's taxonomy places the organism in Eukaryota, Fungi, Ascomycota, Eurotiomycetes, Onygenales, Ajellomycetaceae. The transcript has a single exon.